Messenger RNA from Yarrowia lipolytica CLIB122, 1134 nucleotides. RefSeq lists its product as uncharacterized. The record is from RefSeq and is a predicted model, not a curated record. Gene Ontology annotation, molecular function: zinc ion binding. Gene Ontology annotation, biological process: protein import into peroxisome matrix. Gene Ontology annotation, cellular component: peroxisomal membrane. NCBI's taxonomy places the organism in Eukaryota, Fungi, Ascomycota, Dipodascomycetes, Dipodascales.
AUGUGGGGAAGUUCACAUGCAUUCGCUGGUGAAUCUGAUCUGACACUACAACUACACACCAGGUCCAACAUGAGCGACAAUACGACAAUCAAAAAGCCGAUCCGACCCAAACCGAUCCGGACGGAACGCCUGCCUUACGCUGGGGCCGCAGAAAUCAUCCGAGCCAACCAGAAAGACCACUACUUUGAGUCCGUGCUUGAACAGCAUCUCGUCACGUUUCUGCAGAAAUGGAAGGGAGUACGAUUUAUCCACCAGUACAAGGAGGAGCUGGAGACGGCGUCCAAGUUUGCAUAUCUCGGUUUGUGUACGCUUGUGGGCUCCAAGACUCUCGGAGAAGAGUACACCAAUCUCAUGUACACUAUCAGAGACCGAACAGCUCUACCGGGGGUGGUGAGACGGUUUGGCUACGUGCUUUCCAACACUCUGUUUCCAUACCUGUUUGUGCGCUACAUGGGCAAGUUGCGCGCCAAACUGAUGCGCGAGUAUCCCCAUCUGGUGGAGUACGACGAAGAUGAGCCUGUGCCCAGCCCGGAAACAUGGAAGGAGCGGGUCAUCAAGACGUUUGUGAACAAGUUUGACAAGUUCACGGCGCUGGAGGGGUUUACCGCGAUCCACUUGGCGAUUUUCUACGUCUACGGCUCGUACUACCAGCUCAGUAAGCGGAUCUGGGGCAUGCGUUAUGUAUUUGGACACCGACUGGACAAGAAUGAGCCUCGAAUCGGUUACGAGAUGCUCGGUCUGCUGAUUUUCGCCCGGUUUGCCACGUCAUUUGUGCAGACGGGAAGAGAGUACCUCGGAGCGCUGCUGGAAAAGAGCGUGGAGAAAGAGGCAGGGGAGAAGGAAGAUGAAAAGGAAGCGGUUGUGCCGAAAAAGAAGUCGUCAAUUCCGUUCAUUGAGGAUACAGAAGGGGAGACGGAAGACAAGAUCGAUCUGGAGGACCCUCGACAGCUCAAGUUCAUUCCUGAGGCGUCCAGAGCGUGCACUCUGUGUCUGUCAUACAUUAGUGCGCCGGCAUGUACGCCAUGUGGACACUUUUUCUGUUGGGACUGUAUUUCCGAAUGGGUGAGAGAGAAGCCCGAGUGUCCCUUGUGUCGGCAGGGUGUGAGAGAGCAGAACUUGUUGCCUAUCAGAUAA